This is a messenger RNA of Misgurnus anguillicaudatus (oriental weatherfish), 1034 nucleotides long. RefSeq names its product guanylate cyclase activator 1Ab.2 (gene guca1ab.2). Gene Ontology annotation, biological process: positive regulation of guanylate cyclase activity; visual perception. Gene Ontology annotation, molecular function: calcium sensitive guanylate cyclase activator activity; calcium ion binding. NCBI's taxonomy places the organism in Eukaryota, Metazoa, Chordata, Actinopteri, Cypriniformes, Cobitidae. The record is from RefSeq and is a predicted model, not a curated record. Gene Ontology annotation, cellular component: photoreceptor inner segment; cone photoreceptor outer segment.
AUGGGUAACGGUAUGUCUGCAGAAGAACUGAACUCAUGUAAAUCUCACCAGUGGUACCGGAGGUUCAUGACCGAGUGUCCGUCUGGUCAACUUAUGUUUUAUGAGUUCAAGCAGUUCUUCGGUCUGAAGAAUCUGUCGGAUACAUCAAACGCGUAUGUGAGGAACCUCUUCACCACAUUCGACAUGAACGGCGAUGGAUUUAUUGAUUUUAUGGAGUACGUAGCUGCUCUGAGUUUGGUGUUAACAGGCGGCGUUCAGCAGAAACUACGCUGGUAUUUUAAACUCUUUGAUGUGGAUGGCAGUGGAUGUAUCGAUCGUGAAGAACUGCUGCAGAUCUUUAAGUCAGUUCGAGCGAUCAGUGGAGUAGAUCAAGAGAUCUCUGCAGAAGACUUCACAGAGAUGGUGUUUGAGAAGAUUGACAUCAAUGGAGAUGGUGUGCUCUCUAUGGAGGAGUUUAUGGAAGGUAUCCAGGCGGAUGAGAAGAUCCUGGAGAUGUUAACUCAGAGUCUGGAUCUGUCUCACAUCAUCAAUAAAAUCUACAGUGAGAUGAACUCUAAAGAGCACGUCAGCUGAUCUGAGACCAGUCGGUGAUCAGGGUGCCAAAUGCCGUGAUGUCACAUACGCAGCACAUGAUUCUGAUCGGAGAAGCACCGGUUCUGUGAGAGGAGUCUGGACCGGGUCUCUGUCUCAGAAUAUAAAGAGGAUCUCCUGAUGUAUUUAUGUGUUUGUCAUCAUAUACUGAAGUGUUUUAAACCAACAUGAGUUUCUUCUGAAUGGUUUAUUCUCAUAUAUAAUUAUAAAAUAUCAGUGUGGUCUGAGCAAACUCUUUAUUAAAGUGCACUUAACCUUCACUUUUAUUAUCAUUCAACUCAAUCUCUCUGUUAAACAUCACUAAAUGUGUGAUGUAUUACAGUAUCUGUGAUAUCACCUGUCAAUAAACUCUUGUGUUUCUUGUGAUAUUUCUGAUAUUUUACACUUGAAUGUUCUUUCAAAAUAAAUAAAAGUCAGACUGUUAGAUGAGUUUACGAACGAAU